Trichomycterus rosablanca is the source of this 1945-nucleotide messenger RNA. It is a transcript of the gene ferry3, whose product is annotated as FERRY endosomal RAB5 effector complex subunit 3. NCBI's taxonomy places the organism in Eukaryota, Metazoa, Chordata, Actinopteri, Siluriformes, Trichomycteridae. The record is from RefSeq and is a predicted model, not a curated record. Gene Ontology annotation, biological process: regulation of mast cell degranulation. Gene Ontology annotation, cellular component: cytoplasm. The transcript is spliced from 13 exons. Bases 1 to 1659 code for a protein of 552 amino acids.
AUGAGGAAGAACAAAGGGAAAGUGAGCAGUACUGAGAAAGAGUUUGUGUUUGAGUUCAAGGCAGGAAGAAACUUUUGUGUUCUCAAAGUGCCGCUUCAGUUUCCUUUCCAAGAAAAUGUUAACGAUCUUCAUGGCAGACUCAUGCUGCUUCAUAAAAUCCCUCCUUUUGUAGAAUAUGAUUUAAAGAACAGACUUGUUGCCUUCAUUAAGAGAGAAACUUUAGAAGAUUAUGACCGUGAAGCUGAAGCAGCUCUGCAGAGGAUCUCUAAUGGAGAAGUUGAUAUUAAUAAACUGACCAACGUGUGGGCCAAGGCUUACGCUGAGACAACGCUAGAACACGCUCGACCCGAGGAGCCCAGCUGGGAUGAGGACUUUGCAGAUGUGUAUCACGAGCUGAUUCACUCUCCGGCCUCAGAAACUCUGCUCAACCUGGAACACAACUACUACGUCAGUGUGUCUGAGUUAAUCAGUGAGAGAGACAUGGAGCUCAAGAAACUUCAGGAGAGGCAGGCAGCAGAAAUGGACAAAGUGAUGCAAGAGCUGGGAAAAACCUUGAGCGAUCAGGACGUUAAUACAGUAGCAGCGCAGCACUUUGAAGCUCAGCAGAUUUUGGAGAGCAAGUGGGCCAGUGAGCUGAAGCAGGUAACUGGCAUUCAGAAACAGGAGUAUCAGGAGUGGGUGGUGAAACUGCACCAGGAUCUCCGUAACCCUAACAACAGCACCAUCAAUGAGGAAAUUAAGGUGCAGCCUGGGCAGCUGGCCGAGUCCGGAGAGCUGGGAGCCAGGCUGUUCGAGGAGCAGCGACAGCUGGAAGAGAGCUUUACCAUUCACUUAGGGGCUCAACUGAAGACGAUGCACAAUUUGCGGCUGGUCCGAGCUAACGUGCUGGACUUCUGCAGGCACAGACGCCAUGGCAGCGGUGGCAGUGUAAAGCUGCGACGAUUACAGACGGCACUCUCUCUAUACUCAUCCUCUCUCUGCGGCCUUGUCCUGCUCGUCGAUAACAGAGUGAACUCUUACAGUGGCAUUAAGAGAGAGUUUGCCACGGUGUCCCAGGAAUGCACAGAUUUCCAUUUCCCUCGCUUAUCUGAGCAGUUGGAGGUGGUCCAGCAGGUGGUGCUGUAUGCACGGGCACAGCGCAGCAGCAAGCAGAGAGAACAGCCGGAAAUGACAAGAAACGGAAGCAAUGAUGACAAAAACAAGAACAUUGAGCGAAACCCUUCAAAUAUCCUUCCUGGUGAAUUCUACAUCACUCGCCAUUCCAACUUGUCAGAGGUGCACACAGUCUUCCAUCUCUGCGUGGAUGAUAAUGUGCGCUCUGCGAACCUCACAGCGAGAGACCCGGCUAUUAUGGGCCUGCGCAACAUCCUGAAAGUGUGCUGCACACACGACAUCACCACCAUCACCAUCCCACUGCUGCUGGUGCACGACAUGUCGGAGGAGAUGACCAUUCCCUGGUGUCUGAGGCGAGCUGAGCUGGUCUUUAAAUGUGUGAAAGGUUUCAUGAUGGAAAUGGCUUCAUGGGAUGGCGGAAUCUCCCGAACGGUUCAGUUCCUCGUCCCACAGAGUAUCUCAGAGGAAAUGUUUUACCAGCUUAGCAACAUGCUGCCUCAGAUCUUCAGAGUCUCCUCCACCCUUACGCUCACAUCCAAACGCUGACCAUUACACACAAAGUACCAAGAAGAAGCUUUUAAAGUUCAUAACGUCAGUACUUCCACCUCUGAAGAACAACAUGAAGGAGCUCGAGUAACAGAGGUGCUGUGUAUAGGAGCUUUAAGUGUAACUGGCUGAUGAUUGUAUGUUGCACUUUGGCGUUCAUUGCAUUUUAUAAAGCAGCACUUCAAAGCUUGAGUUCAGUCAAAGUCGAAAGUUUACAUACACUCAUGAGGGACAUGUAUAGGGCAACUUAAAAAUGAUGCUUGUGGUUUGUUAUAAGUAAUAUGUU